Messenger RNA from Jaculus jaculus (lesser Egyptian jerboa), 4365 nucleotides. RefSeq names its product EGF like repeats and discoidin domains 3 (gene Edil3). The record is from RefSeq and is a predicted model, not a curated record. Bases 202 to 1641 code for a protein of 479 amino acids. NCBI's taxonomy places the organism in Eukaryota, Metazoa, Chordata, Mammalia, Rodentia, Dipodidae. The transcript is spliced from 11 exons. Gene Ontology annotation, molecular function: calcium ion binding.
AGGGGAGGCGCCCUCGCUCGGGGCCACCGCGCUCCAGCGCCCUCUCCAAGAAUUUUCGAAAGCGCUGCGGGAAGAAGACGUCUCCGGGAAGCCGGUGCCUGCGGCGGCGUCUCCUGCUACCCUGCGGUGCCACCUCGGCGACCGUGCCCUCCGUGACGACCCCUGACCAGCCGGGGUCGCGGUCCCAGACCUACGAUCAUCAUGAAACGCUGGGUCGCCGCCUGGUUCUUGGUUGGGCUCAGUCUCUGCGUACCCCAGUUCGGCAAAGGUGAUAGUUGUGAUCCCAAUCCAUGUGAAAAUGGUGGCAUCUGUCUCUCAGGACUGACUGACGACUCGUUUUCCUGCGACUGUCCAGAUGGUUUCACUGACCCCAACUGCUCUAGUGUUGUGGAGGUUGCAUCAGAGGAAGAGCCAACGUCAGCAGGUCCCUGCAUUCCUAAUCCAUGCCACAAUGGAGGAACCUGUGAAAUCAGUGAGGCAUACCGCGGGGACACAUUCAUCGGCUAUGUUUGUAAAUGCCCUCGGGGAUUUAACGGGAUUCACUGUCAACACAACAUAAAUGAGUGUGAAGCUGAGCCCUGCAGAAAUGGUGGAAUAUGUACAGACCUUGUUGCUAACUAUUCCUGUGAGUGCCCAGGAGAGUUUAUGGGGAGAAAUUGUCAAUAUAAAUGCUCAGGCCCACUGGGAAUUGAAGGAGGAAUCAUAUCAAAUCAGCAGAUCAGCGCUUCGUCUACACACCGAGCCCUUUUCGGGCUCCAGAAGUGGUACCCUUACUAUGCUCGCCUUAAUAAGAAGGGACUCAUUAACGCCUGGACAGCCGCAGAGAAUGACAGAUGGCCAUGGAUUCAGAUAAAUUUGCAAAGGAAAAUGAGGGUUACUGGUGUGAUUACCCAAGGAGCAAAGAGGAUUGGAAGCCCAGAGUACAUAAAAUCCUACAAAAUUGCCUACAGUAAUGAUGGAAAGACUUGGGCCAUGUACAAAGGAAAAGGCACCAACGAAGAUAUGGUGUUCCGUGGAAAUGUUGAUAAUAACACACCCUAUGCUAACUCUUUCACACCCCCAAUCAAAGCUCAGUAUGUAAGACUCUAUCCCCAAGUGUGUCGAAGGCACUGCACUUUGAGAAUGGAAUUACUCGGCUGUGAACUAUCAGGCUGUUCUGAGCCUCUGGGGAUGAAGUCAGGGCACAUACAAGACUACCAGGUCACUGCCUCCAGCGUCUUCAGGACGCUCAACAUGGACAUGUUUACUUGGGAGCCGCGGAAAGCCCGGCUAGACAAGCAAGGCAAAGUCAACGCCUGGACCUCUGGCCACAAUGACCAGUCGCAGUGGUUGCAGGUGGAUCUUCUUGUCCCUACCAAAGUGACCGGCAUCAUCACACAAGGAGCAAAAGAUUUUGGUCAUGUUCAGUUUGUUGGUUCAUACAAACUAGCUUACAGCAAUGAUGGAGAACACUGGACCGUGUACCAGGAUGAAAAACAGAGAAAAGAUAAGGUUUUCCAGGGUAAUUUUGACAACGACACCCACAGGAAAAAUGUCAUCGACCCUCCAAUCUAUGCACGGCAUGUACGAAUCCUGCCUUGGUCCUGGUACGGGAGGAUCACCCUGAGGUCAGAGCUGCUGGGCUGCACAGAGGAGGAAUGAAGCGACCCGCAUCCCACAGUGCUCUGCGUAACUUCCUUCCAAGUAUCUCCACGGAAUGAACAGUGCAAAUCUGAUGGAAAAUGAAUGUUUCUUUUUUUGUUUGUUUGUUUCAGGAAGAUGUACUCAAAUUAUGGUAGGCCACUGUCUUUUCAGAGUGUCUAAGCCUGCCCUUUCUGACAAUUUCAUUUUAUGUUUACUGUUCAACUUUCUUAACAUCACACUAAUUGUGACUUAUUUGCUUGUUUUCUAAAUUAUAUUCAUUGAUCGAAAUGUAUUAGGCAAAGCAACUAGCUUUUCUCUAGCAAAGUAAAGAGACUAAUAGUUAUGAAUAUAAGAGCUGAUAGAGCUUUUACAGUCACUAUCCAACUAAUCCUUAAGAAAGAAAUGUUACAAUGUUAGCAAUAAGGUUUUUGUUUUUUUUUUUUUUUUUUGGUAAUGAAUCUGUAUUAUCUUGUUUCCCUGUGCCUAACAUGGUCAAUAUUUAUAACAGAUAUUUUAGAAAGACUCUAUAAUAUUGUAGUACCAAUUAUUAUAACCAUCAUCAUUUUCUUUUCACUAUUUUUAGUCAGAAAGUAGGUAACAACAUUUAGUUAUUUCUGAUUCAAGUCCAUUAUUUAUAUUAUUCCCACAAUAAAUCAGGAUUCUUUUCAAAGGACUAUUCUCCUACUAUUUAUCUCAAAGAGGUUGUGUUUAUUUAUGUACAUGAAACAUACAUUUAUACAUAUUAAAACUGAUUGAAUAUCAGAAUAUUGAUCUAUACUUGAUAUCAGAUAAUUGAAUUGAAUUUUUUAUUUUUGAAAGAAAAUAUAAUCAUGUAAUUUCCAAGUAAUUCAUUUAUGAAUGCCAUAUAGCCAUUUUGCUAAAAAGAACAACAAAAUUGCCAUGCCCCUUAAAUUUAUAUCUUUACUUUCUUUGAAAUAAUAGAUUUUUGUGUAUUUAAAAAUAUUAGCUAGCAUAUAUGAACACAUUGAUGCACAGCUUGGCCAAGCAUACUCAUUUCUUCUUUCAGCUCCCUGUUCCCUGUGAAAUGAAAAUUACAUUGAUAUUUGAAACUGGUGUUGGUUUCCCAGGAAAGCAUAUUACAUAAUUAUUUGUGAGAAGCAAAGCAUUUACUAAUGAAAAAGUUAUAAACCAUUUUCAAAAUGAAAAUUGAUUUCUAUUUAUUUUGCUUCAAAGGCCCUAGAAAAAUAACGCUCAUCAUAACAGUUUAUUAUUGAUAAUGGAGGCUUCAUUGGCAUGUGGCUCGAGUUAAAGUGCACACUGCCUCCAUAAAUGUCUCCAAUAUCUAAUUUAUAAGCUUUACAAGUAUUUAUUUUAAAAGGCUUAGGCACAGAAUUAUGGAAGUUUUAAAUCAAAGGUCCUAGAAAAGAAAGGAUGGCAUGGGUACGAAAUGUUAAGGCCCUGCACAACACAGCUGUUUUUAGUUUUUAUUUUCUGUCUUCACUGUUUGUGCAGCAUUAAAAGACCCACUACACUGUUAUUACACUGUCUGUCCAUCCAUGUGUCAGCAGAUUUUUAAUUGUGUAUAUAUGGAGUGCUCUUCAAAUAGUAGGGGAUGUAAAGGGAAAAUCAAUAGCAUUGGCAUUUUUAAUAACAGCACAUUUAUUGUUAUAGCGUGAUGGUCUGGCCAUAGAGUUUUUCCUGACCCACAUUCUUUCUACUUCAUAUACUUAUUACAAACCCCUUGUAUUUCAGAAUCUAAAAUGGUGACCAGUUUUCAACAUUUUUUCACAAGAAAACAAGGAUGCCCGCAAUAUCAUCUGGCUAGGUAACCUUUAAAAACAUGAAUGUUAGCCACUUCAAGUGGCUAAAUUUAAAAAAUAAUAUUAUUAAAAGUACACACACAUACUGCCCAGUCCAUGGUCCGUAUUUAUUUCAGGAAUAACUGUUCUAUUCAAAUCUAGAUUUUUUAUUUUCAGAUUCUUCAUUCUUAACACAGAGAUAACAAAUACUGCCUAAUGUUAAUUUUUUUUCAAAUUAUUCAUGGAUUCAUGUGAUAUCUUGAGGUUUAGAAGUAUGUUUUACAAGGGAUUAGUUAAAAAUGACAUUUGUUAACUUUUGGCAAGUCACUGAAUGGAUUUUCUUUGUGUGUGCUUUUUCUGUCUGCUUAAUGUGCUCUUGAUGCACAGUGGGAUAUCUAUUUGUCAGCCAAAGGAUUUGAGGCACAGGAAAAGCUGAUAGUUAUUGCAAAGUAGCUUCCCUGUUACUUGUUUCAAUGACUUCAAAGAAAAACAAAUAUAUUUUAUUUUACUUCUCACUACAAGUAACAUCUCCUGAACAAAAGACACAGAAUUACCUAGUUUAUAACAUAUUAAGUAAUUAUGCUAAUUUUGUAAAUUAUGAUAAUAAUUUUUAAUAUCUCCAUUUUAUGAAUCUUCUAUUAAAUGCAUCUGUCAUAGUCACUAACCCCUACCUUAAAAUAGACUUUCUUUUUGUGACUGACUUCAUAAAGAUUAAUGUGAAUUUUGAAGUCAUGGGGUACUAAUGAUGGUAUCUUUACUAGUCAACAAAUUAUGAAAUAUAGCUUUGAAUGCAGGCAUCUGAAAUGUCAGUAAGUACCGACAUAUCUAAGACACAUGUAACUUGCAAACUUUCAAACUGUGUAAUAUUCCAAUGUUGUUUAUUUUUUCCUUUGUAUAUAUAGUUAAAUCAUGUAGGAUGUUGUAAACUCAGUAUGACCUUGUCUAGUCUUCAAACUUCAAAUAAACUUUUGAAAAUCUGUGA